AUGUAAUGUAAAGAUGGCGCGUUUCAUGUCAUCAGUAAAGUUGUUCGCCGUAUUUCUAAGUUUGUUAACCGUUCUUCACGUUUCCUAUCAAGAUGAGGAGGUCAACGACGAAGUGGAAGAAGAUAUCAGUAAUGGCUAUGGUAACAAAAUAAACUGGGUCGGUGAUAUUGACGCUGCGUUUGAGGUGUCUGCAACCGAAAAUAAACCGCUGAUGGUCAUAAUACACAAAUCUUGGUGUGGAGCUUGCAAAUCAUUGAAAUCGAAGUUUAAGGACUCGACAGAUAUUUUGGAGCUAAGCAAAGACUUUGUCAUGGUAAAUCUCCAAGAUGAAGACGAACCCGACGACGAGAAAUUUAAACCUGAUGGUGGAUACAUUCCCAGAAUUUUAUUCUUUGGAUCUGACGGAGUAUUUCGAGAGGAUCUCGUAGGACCAAAUGAAAAAUACAAGUAUUACGUGCCUGACCCUCUUAAGAUAAUGGACAACAUGAAGAAAGCAUUGUCAUCUCAACAUAUCACAAGGUCUACAGACGAACUCUAACACACUAUUAUGUGAUGAAGAAUUUGUUCUUUGGUUACGACAAUGAUUGCGUAGUCAUUCUCACACUCACAGGAAUAUGAGGUCGUAGUCACAAUUACGAAUUAACGCAUGCAUGUAUUAUGAGGUAUACAGUAUUGUGUUUGUAAUGAUAGCCUUCAUUUGAUCAUGUGAUAGCCUGAGGGUAUAGCAAUAAUAGAGACCUAAUUGCAUGUGACUAUAUGUUUGACUUCAUUUUUUGGUGACAGAUUAUAUUGUAUCAUAUUAUUAUAUCGUAGUGUGUGGUGCUUAUUUAUUGUGAAAAACAAUGGCAGAGCCUAAAUGUUCUAUACUGACUAUAAUUAUGCAUGUGAAAGUUAUUAUAUAGUCAAUUUUGUACUGACGGUUAUAAUAUGUUGUCACUUAAAUGGGUAAUAAAAGGUGUUUUAUAGUGCUCGCAGUUA
Molecule: messenger RNA, 978 nt
Organism: Priapulus caudatus
Lineage: Eukaryota; Metazoa; Priapulida; Priapulimorpha; Priapulimorphida; Priapulidae
Product: thioredoxin domain-containing protein 12-like
Exons: 1
Coding region: 14-538 (174 amino acids)
Cellular component (GO): endoplasmic reticulum
Source: RefSeq, a predicted model, not a curated record